UUAGAAUAAAGAUGAAGGACUAAACGAUGAUCUGAAGUGUAAAUGUGGAUCGGGUUUGAAGCGCUGCUGAGCUCGUGCCACGGAGGCGGCAGUCACGUGACCGCGCUGCCGGUACAGCAGAAGUUUGGCGCGUCAGAGCGCGCGAGGAUUCCGAGCAACACACACGCACGAGAACCUGUUAAGAGGCGUUCGGGCAACGUGUAGCCUAUAUUCUCUGUAGACUCACAUGCAUACGACUGCUUGUCAUCUGUUUUUGUUUGUUUUCUCCAUGUCUAUAUAUAUGUAAUCAGCGUGUAUAACAUUACAGCCUAUACGUAAUUAAUGCUAAAUAUAUGUUGGACCAGUUCGUCUUUCAUGGUAGCUUAAAAGCAUUUAAGAUAAAAAUAUAAGAAGAAGAAGAAGAAGAAGAAGACGAAGCAAAUGGACUGCAAGGAGAAAGGGAGCUUUUCCAGAAAGGAUUCGCCGGCGCUCCACUGAAAGUGAAGGAGAUGCUUAUGGGAACGUCUGAUUCCUUAUCUAUAAGGACAUCUCUGGCAGACGCUCCAUCAUGACCGAUGGCGAAGGGAGAGAGCGCUUUCAGUACCUGGAGAGUGGAGAGGUGAGAGUUCCGUUGGCGGUCUUGUACCGGGCGCCCGGUCAUGGCCAGGCUGCUGAGGAUGAGGACAAAGGCAGCACAUGGGGUCCGGAUGGCUCGGAAGGCUCUAACAGCUCUGAAACUCGGGGCUCGGCUGAUGGUGAUGGUGGUGGCGGUGGCAGUGGUGAUGCCCCUGCUCCGGAUGGUGCGUCUGAGGAGCAGGAGCAGCAGCCGUACCCUGCGCUCGCGCCUGUCGUCUUUUUCUGCAUCAAACAGACCACGCGGCCGCGGAGCUGGUGCCUCCGGGUGGUUUGUAACCCAUAUCCUUUAGUUUUCCCUGCAGGAAAUCGUUCUGAACUUAACAUUCUUUAAUGCUGAAAACUCUAGUGGUGAGUCAUUUGUCUCUAAACUUCCACUGAGAUGAAAUUUGUCUAGAAGGUUGCCAUUUAUUAAGCACUUUAAAUGUGACACAUGAUGACAAUCAUGGCCUGAUUGUGAGAUUCCAUAAACUGUAUUUACUCUAGAAGAGCAUUAACAAAAUCCCAUCCUAUAACAAGUGUUCUAUAGAUACAUAGCCUGCUAUAGUUCUGAACACUUGUGAUGUUGUUAUUAUUUAUUGUUUUGAUCCGCUUUGACCUCCGU
Messenger RNA from Ictalurus punctatus (channel catfish), 1216 nucleotides. RefSeq names its product voltage-dependent T-type calcium channel subunit alpha-1H. NCBI's taxonomy places the organism in Eukaryota, Metazoa, Chordata, Actinopteri, Siluriformes, Ictaluridae. The transcript has 2 exons. The record is from RefSeq and is a predicted model, not a curated record. The coding region runs from base 548 to 946 and encodes 132 amino acids.